ACGACCCUGCUGAUUAUGUGCACAGUGUGCUGCUCGGAGCGUGGGUGCUGGGGUGUUUUCUACUGCUAUAGUUGGAUGAACACUUGAGGAAACAGUGCAUCUGUCCUCUGCGAUCCUGCGCGCUGAAGUUGGACACUCUGGGAAUUUUCUUGCGUCCGUUCGAAAAAACUUGGUCGUCCAAUCCGUGUGCAGCUCCUGCACACUGGCUCCUCCUUCCCCUCUCCCUCUGCCUGCUCCCACAUGUAACGCUAUCGCUGCCUGUCUGUUGCAUUGUCUCAUUGGGGACGCAGCACACGGAGUCCAGCGCUGCGGACAACUCCGGCGGACCUGCGAGCUUUAAAGUGACAGGGGAAGGAAAAAAUGGAUAAUGUCGACCGGAAAUGAAAACCUGGGAUAGUAUGAGUCAUGGCUCGUUGAGGUGUUUUCAGUCUGCCGGUGGAUUCAUUAAUUCCAGCCCUGUGUCAGUCAGUCAGCGGGGCUGCCUGAAGCCGCGAGGCUGCACUGCACGUUAGAAUGAGCCGCUAUCAUUGAUGUUGCGUUAAACCAAGCAGCUGCUAUGUUGAAAUCCCUCAUUCGGACCUGUGUCGCUCUACCUGGUGCUGGACCCUAGCCCGUUCCUUCCCUUAUCCCGGUGUGUGGUAACUGAGCGGUGGUCAGCGGUGCGCCCUGAGGAGGAUGGCCGCCCGCCGCGGAUGCGUGAACUCGCUCUGGUCGGGCACCGAGCGCGUCCGCAUCGGAGAGCGCCUCAAAGCGACGCUGGCCGGGGUGAUGGAGCUGGAGGUGCUCAGGUGCAAACACCUGGAGAUGGUGGACGCCGCUCUGGAGGAUCGACCGCCCGUUGCCGCCAACGCUGAGGAUCCACGGGCGGCGGAGGAGGAGGAGGAGGGGAGAGAGACCUCGGAAAGCGGCGCAAUGGAUGCCGAGCAUGGCUCUGCGACAUCCCGCCGGCAACAGGAUCCUUCUCCCUCUGACACCGCCUGUCAGAGCAGCCCAGAGGAAUGCGGGGGUAAUUCGGGGGACGGGGCAGCUCACCUCUCAUCGGGCAGAGGGAGUAGCUCACGUUGGUCCACUCUUUCCUGGGACGCCCCCUCUGACUUGCUUUCUCCCCCAACCCCGGACCUUAAUGGUAUGAUCCCCCUGGACAGCGACUCCAGACCUAGUUCAGGUUUCUAUUCAGUGAGCGGCAGCUCCCUGUCAGACUCUUGCUACUCUGUGUCCAGCGACGCAGCCCAUGGAGGACCGGUGGCCCCUGCCAGGCCCCUGAAGCUGUGGGAGCAGGUUCCUGUGUGUGCUGACAACACUGACCUCCUGUGGCCAGAAGGUGCAGUGCAGCUGCAGCAACCUGUACUCCAGGACAGCCAGGAGGACGCUGAACCAACAGAAGAGACGCCAGUUUCUGUCCCAAAUGACCUUGAAACAACUGGUCUGACCUUUCUGUCUGAACUUUGUUCAGGACUUGGCGAUUCCCUGAUUUCUUUCAUCCUCCCGCUCCUCAACCCUUCAUCCUCCUCCUCCAACUCCUCCUCCCAAAAUUCAAAACUCCAGCUUGACUCCCGCUACUGCACAGACCUGAUGUCCCGUCGGACCAAAGAGGUUUACUCAUACCCAAGCCCACUGCAUGCUGUUGCCCUCCAAAGCCCCCUCUUCACCACCCAGAAUCAAGAACAGUCAGCCUCUGUGAGCCCUGAGGGACUCCAGCAUGAUGAACCCACAGAGUCAAACGCUGACACAGCUCUGCCUCUCCAGCCUCAGCAGCCUCCCACUCCGCCCUCCUUCACCCAUUUGGAGCAGUACAUCUCUCGUCUGGCUCGCCAGUACCACAGUCGGGCAAAAUCCACCUCUGAUCUCACCUCACCUGCCACCCCUGGGCCAGUCACACACAGAGGCCUUUGCACCCCUGGCAAAGCUCACGGAUCCACCCAGUCUCUUUCUGCCUUCGAGAGCCGCAGCACACCCUCUACCCAGCCAGGCGUCAACAUCACACCCUCUAAGUCACUGCUAGGGAACUCAGCCAGAGUCAGCCUUAGCACCACUGGAAAAAAGGGCACCAGGAAUUCAAUCAACCUGGGAAAUCUUCCUUCAGCCACCGGAGAAGACUUAAACAUAAAUCUGCAUCUAAACCUCAACUUGAACCUGACUCCCGGUUUAAAUUCUGGCCAUGGGCUGGUGGACAAUCCCAGAAACGGAGCUCUGAGGAGAGACUUUGCUGCCAAUUCCACCGCUUCUGCCUCAUCACAUUCUUCUGCUACACCCACCCCAGCAAUGAGACCUCGUCCUCGCAUUUCAACUUGUCCAAGCAGCCUGAGCCACCGCAGCUCCCUUGAGGUCCCACUGGGGUCUGGAGCCAGCUCUGGGUUUGGCUCAUCAGCUUUCUGUCGCUCAUUAGACUGGAGCAGUGGUGCUCCACCUGAGGCUGGACAGCCAGUGUUUGGCGCAAACGCAGGAUCAGCUCCUGGAUCUCAGCGCAGCAGCUUGAUCCAGGAGUCCAACUCCAGUCCAAAGUUAAGUGAAGACUCGCCCAUGGUGGAGGAGAUCUCCCGCCUCUCUGGCCUGUCUCGAGCUGUUGUAGUCGGACUCAUGGAACAAGGCGUGGAGCUAGAUAUUGACUGCUUCCCAACAGAUACUGCAGGUGAGAUGAGAGGCCACACUAAAACUCACCUGACAGCCCAAACAGAUCAGUCACAUGACUAUACUAGACUGACAGACUUGAAUCCCCAGAGACCAAUACAGCUGUCUCUCAGUGUCACUCAUUCUCCACAGUCUCAGUCCAGCCUCACCCCUCCUCUCUCACACUCCAGCAGCCCCAUACACCCCUACCAAUCCAUGCACAUUCCCUCCUCCCACUACUCCUCACACUCCCACUACCAACAGACACCUGACCUUCCUUCCUCCACAGCCUCCUCACCUGCCUCCCGCCCUACCCCAAGAGGUCGCUCACCUCCACGCCCUCUCCAACCAUCCCCCCUUGGUGCGACUCCCCUCUCUGUUUUCCGACGAGAUGCACCAUUCCAGUGCUCCCUGCCCCGCACCAAUACCAGGACCUCUCCUUUUGAGCAUGGCGGGAUCCAACCAAGAGGAGGAUCACUUCGGCAGAGCAGUGGAGGAGGCGAAGGCAACAGCAGGCGGAAGAGGGCGGAGGGCAACGGGCUCUACAGAGGAAAGCAUGCUUCCCAUAAGCUGAUCAGGGCAGCAACAGUUAGCAGUUAUGCAAAGAGAGAUGACUACAGCUCAGUUUGGCGUGAGGAGGAGGAGAAGUCGCGAGCAGCCGCUCACACAUCCAAAAAGUCCUCUAGCAAACUUUGGAAGGGCUUUGAGGGACGCCUCUGGAGCAAAGAGUCUGAAAGUGAAAGAGAGGAGAUAGACAGGGCAGAGUAUGGCUAUGGCUGGAGAAGGAACAGCGUGGGAAGCUGGAGAAGAGAGCACAGAAGGGUUAAAGCUUCUAGCAGCGGUGACAAAAGGCCUAAAGUAGACAACUCUCCUGUCUUCUCAAAGAAGAGAGGUAAAGAUGACGGGGAGAGACGCAGCUCAAGCCUCAAGCUUUCCAGGCGGGCUCUGUUCAGGAGUGAAUCCCAGGGCUUGCUGGUACCUCGGAACCACAGCGAAGAGCCCACAAAGCGGCCACACUGGGUCUCCUCCUUGGACGUGGGGCACGGUGGCAUGGGAAUCAGAAAAGACGAAGGGGUCAGACUACUAAGAGCGAAGGAGGAGGACAAACGCCUGUCUUCCACCGCCAGCCUCUUUAACCUCUCUCGUUCUCAGAGCCUAGAAGGCAGCUGCCAUUCACUCUCUCCUCUCUCCUCCCCUUCAUUUUCUCCUUCUCCACCUCCACGGCUGCCCCUUCAGCGCUCCCGAUCACUGAGGGAUUUGGGAAGGAAAGUGUUUGGCUCAAUGAGGUCGCUUAGUCUCAAACAGAAAUCAUCCAAGAAGUAACUGCUGUACAAAAAAGUGAACUUCAUCGUUUGCGUUGUACAUUCAAAAAUACCAGUGACGAUUAGUAUUAUAUUUGAUGUUUAAAAUAAAGUGCCAUCAUUUUGGAUUUUUAUGACUGAUCUGAUACACUGGCUCUCUAAUACUGGCUAUGAGAUAUCCACUGGUCCUUUCACUCAUCUCCAGUGUGUUGAAGUUCCUCUCAGGCACAUCAGGUCUGUGAAGUUUUAGUCUUGGGUCACUUCACUCAUUCUAGUAAUGUUUCUUUUCUAAAACUAGGCAUAUACAUUUUUAUAACCUUCUCAAAAAGUAUAAAAUAAAUGCGAACCUUCCCCAAACACAAUAUUUAGUAUAUAUGGAGCACUUUAAAGCUCAGAAGUUUUUGUAUUAGAAAACCAUGUAAUGUAAAUUGUGCACACCGCAGCAGCAACAUGGCCCACAGAGAAUUGUAAUACUGCUUGUCCAUUGAUGUGGUACCGGUCUGCAGCUAGUUCUGCUUUGGUACCUUUUGAGUAGCAGUCUACAGGUUUAUGCAUUUGAAGUAACUUCCACAGGAAAGAGACCAUGACUGACAUAACUUAUGUGAAUUUCUCUGAUAGCCACUAAAUAAUUUCAACUUUGACUCCAACAACUUUAUGCUACUGUGCACUGCUAGCUAUUGGCACCAGGAAUACUCUAUGUGUGGCAGUCCUAAAUUAGGCACCACAUCAGUGGAAAGGAGGCAUCAGUGAAGGGAACACGAGUGACCUGUUAUUUAGGGGUGAAUGAUUCUUUUUAGGAUCUGUAAAGGACUGCAACCCUCAUAAACCCUAAUUUUUAUCAGUGUGAAUGCCAUCCUGAAGAGGAACACUUCUGGGAUCCUAUUGUGACAGGAAAGUAGCCAUUUGAAAAUACUGUAGUAAUAACAGCUGUAAGAAGCUUCAGUGCAUAAUCAUGCGUAUGAAUGUGUACGUGCACACUCCCCUUCUGCAUGCUGCUCUGUGACUUGUUCAGUGAUUAUAGCUAUUGUGAGAGUGUGAUAUUCCUCUUUGAUCAUGGGCAGUAUUGCCACUGAAGUACAAUCACAUUGGCCAGAUUAUGACCAAAAUUAAGCAAAUACUCUUUAACUUGAUAUUUUGCUCAGGAUUUUGAAAUGAACAUUGAAUUAAAGUAUUGAUGAGUUA
Molecule: messenger RNA, 5090 nt
Organism: Pelmatolapia mariae (spotted tilapia)
Lineage: Eukaryota; Metazoa; Chordata; Actinopteri; Cichliformes; Cichlidae
Exons: 4
Coding region: 676-3930 (1084 amino acids)
Biological process (GO): negative regulation of nodal signaling pathway
Cellular component (GO): cytoplasm
Source: RefSeq, a predicted model, not a curated record